This is a messenger RNA of Torulaspora globosa, 5214 nucleotides long. RefSeq names its product DNA-directed RNA polymerase II subunit RPB1 (gene RPO21). The transcript has a single exon. Gene Ontology annotation, molecular function: DNA binding. Gene Ontology annotation, biological process: transcription by RNA polymerase II. The record is from RefSeq and is a predicted model, not a curated record. Gene Ontology annotation, cellular component: RNA polymerase II, core complex. Bases 1 to 5214 code for a protein of 1737 amino acids. NCBI's taxonomy places the organism in Eukaryota, Fungi, Ascomycota, Saccharomycetes, Saccharomycetales, Saccharomycetaceae.
AUGGUUGCACAACAAUACUCAAGUGCUCCGCUGCGGACUGUAAAGGAAGUCCAAUUUGGACUUUUCUCCCCUGAAGAAGUCAGAGCCAUUAGUGUGGCCAAAAUUAGAUUUCCUGAGACUAUGGAUGAAACACAGACAAGAGCCAAAGUUGGCGGUCUAAAUGAUCCGCGGCUGGGCUCUAUCGAUCGAAAUCUGAAAUGUCAAACUUGUCAGGAGGGCAUGAAUGAGUGUCCAGGUCAUUUUGGCCACAUUGAUCUAGCCAAACCGGUGUUUCACAUAGGUUUUAUUUCAAAAAUCAAAAAAGUUUGCGAGUGUGUCUGUAUGCACUGUGGGAAAUUAUUGCUGGAUGAUCAUAAUGAGCAGAUGAGACAAGCAGUGAAGAUAAAAGAUUCCAAGAAGAGAUUUAAUGCGAUUUGGAGUCUCUGCAAGACCAAGAUGGUUUGUGAGAGUGACGUCCCAUCAGAAGAUGAUCCUACGAAACUAAUCUCAAGGGGUGGUUGCGGUAACGCUCAGCCAACAAUCCGUAAAGAUGGUUUGAAACUUGUGGGAAGUUGGAAGAAGGAAAAGAUCAGUGGAGAUGCGGAGGAGCCCGAGCAGAGAGUUUUGACCAUGGAGGAAAUUUUAAACAUUUUCAAGCAUAUCACACCUGAGGAUUCUUGUCGAUUGGGAUUUAACGAGGAAUUUGCACGUCCCGAAUGGAUGAUAUUGACUGUUUUACCCGUCCCACCACCACCUGUUAGACCUUCUAUUUCCUUUAACGAAUCUCAGAGGGGUGAGGAUGAUUUAACGUUUAAACUAGCUGAUAUUCUGAAGGCGAAUAUAAGUUUGGAAACAUUAGAACACAACGGUGCACCACAUCACGCAAUUGAAGAAGCCGAGAGUUUGCUUCAAUUUCACGUGGCGACUUAUAUGGACAACGAUAUUGCUGGUCAACCACAGGCGCUUCAGAAAUCUGGGCGUCCCGUUAAGUCAAUUCGUGCUCGUUUGAAAGGUAAGGAAGGUCGUAUCAGAGGUAAUUUGAUGGGUAAACGUGUUGAUUUCUCAGCUAGAACUGUUAUUUCCGGUGAUCCUAACCUGGAGUUGGAUCAGGUCGGAGUUCCUAAGUCUAUUGCUAAAACACUCACGUAUCCCGAAGUUGUCACUCCAUAUAACAUCGAUCGUCUUACCUUUUUAGUCCGUAAUGGGCCUAAUGAACAUCCCGGUGCGAAGUAUGUCAUCCGUGAUAAUGGAGACCGUAUAGAUCUACGAUACAGUAAAAGAGCCGGUGAUAUCCAACUACAAUACGGAUGGAAAGUUGAAAGACACAUUAUGGAUAAUGAUCCCGUGUUAUUCAAUCGUCAGCCAUCUUUGCAUAAAAUGUCCAUGAUGGCUCACAGAGUGAAGGUAAUGCCCUACUCAACAUUCAGACUGAACCUGUCUGUCACAUCACCUUAUAAUGCGGAUUUCGAUGGUGAUGAAAUGAAUUUACACGUUCCACAAUCGGAAGAAACUAGGGCAGAAUUAUCACAGCUCUGCGCCGUUCCUUUGCAAAUCGUUUCGCCACAAUCUAACAAGCCUUGUAUGGGUAUCGUACAGGACACGCUUUGUGGUAUUCGUAAGUUAACUUUGAGGGACAAUUUCAUUGAGCUUGAUCAAGUGUUAAAUAUGUUGUAUUGGGUUCCAGAUUGGGACGGUUUAAUUCCAACACCUGCGAUACUGAAGCCCAAGCCAUUAUGGACCGGUAAGCAGAUUCUUUCCAUCGCGAUACCCAAGGGAAUCCACCUGCAGCGAUUUGAUGAGGGCACUACUCUCCUAUCACCAAAGGAUAAUGGUAUGCUUAUCAUUGAUGGUAAGAUUGUCUUUGGUGUCGUGGAUAAGAAAACGGUUGGUUCAUCCAGUGGUGGGUUAAUCCAUGUUGUCACAAGAGAAAAAGGACCUCAAGUCUGCGCUAGACUCUUUGGAAACAUCCAAAAAGUGGUCAACUACUGGCUAUUGCACAACGGGUUUUCCACAGGUAUCGGAGACACAAUCGCUGAUGGGCAAACUAUGAGGGAGAUCACGGAAACUAUAGCAGAUGCUAAGAAGAAGGUCGAAGAUGUAACAAAGGAAGCUCAAGCUAAUUUAUUAACCGCCAAGCAUGGUAUGACGCUUCGUGAAUCUUUCGAAGAUAGCGUGGUUAGAUUUUUGAAUGAAGCAAGAGAUAAGGCGGGACGUCUUGCUGAAGUUAACUUGAAGGAUUUGAAUAAUGUCAAGCAAAUGGUAAGUGCAGGAUCCAAAGGUUCUUUCAUCAAUAUAGCGCAAAUGUCUGCAUGUGUUGGGCAACAAUCCGUUGAAGGUAAGCGUAUUGCCUUUGGCUUCGUUGAUCGUACACUACCGCAUUUUUCCAAGGACGACUAUUCGCCAGAAUCGAAAGGUUUUGUAGAGAACUCUUAUUUGAGGGGAUUGACUCCUCAAGAGUUCUUCUUUCACGCUAUGGGUGGUCGUGAAGGUUUGAUCGAUACAGCAGUGAAGACUGCUGAGACAGGGUAUAUCCAGCGUCGUUUGGUUAAGGCUUUGGAGGACAUUAUGGUGCAUUACGACAGUACCACGAGGAACUCUUUGGGUAACGUCAUACAGUUUAUUUACGGUGAAGACGGUAUGGAUGCAUCACAUAUUGAGAAGCAAUCCGUUGACACAAUUGGUGGAUCAGACGCUGCAUUCGAAAAACGGUACAGAAUUGAUCUCCUCAAUGUGGAGAAUUCACUUGAUCCUCAUCUUUUGGAAUCUGGCUCUGAGAUUGUGGGAGACCUCAAGCUUCAAGCGUUGCUAGACCAAGAGUACCGACAAUUGAUUGAGGAUCGUCGCUUUUUGCGAUCCGUUUUUGUUGAUGGUGAGCCCAACUGGCCGUUACCUGUUAACAUCAGACGUAUUGUACAAAACGCGCAACAGACGUUUAGAAUUGACCAUACGAAACCGUCAGAUUUGAGUAUUCGGGACGUUAUAUUCGGAGUUAGAGCGCUAGAGGAGAAAUUAUUGGUUUUGCGUGGCAAAAGUAAUAUUAUUCAACAGGCUCAAAAAGAUGCCAUAUCUCUCUUCUGCUGCUUGUUACGGUCACGCUUAGCAACCCGUCGAAUCAUUCAAGAAUAUAGGUUAACCAAGCAAGCUUUCGAGUGGGUACUGAAUAAUAUUGAAGUUCAAUUUUUGCGCUCCAUUGUUCAUCCGGGAGAGAUGGUCGGUGUUUUGGCAGCUCAAUCUAUCGGUGAGCCGGCAACACAAAUGACACUGAACACCUUCCACUUUGCUGGUGUCGCUUCGAAGAAAGUUACUUCAGGUGUUCCACGUUUGAAAGAGAUUCUGAAUGUGGCUAAAAACAUGAAAACGCCCUCCUUGACCGCUUACUUGGAACCCGAUUAUGCGGCGGAUCAAGAAAAGGCCAAGUUUAUUAGAUCAGCUAUUGAACAUACCACUCUAAAGAGUGUCACGGUUGCGUCAGAAAUCUAUUACGACCCUGAUCCUCGUUCAACAGUGAUCCCCGAAGAUGAAGAAAUCAUUCAAUUGCAUUUCUCACUGUUGGAUGACGAGACAGAAAAAUCGUUGGAUCAGCAGUCGCCUUGGUUAUUACGUUUAGAGUUGGAUCGUGCGGCAAUGAACGAUAAAGACUUGACGAUGGGCCAAGUGGGUGAAAAAAUCAAAGAAACCUUCAAAAAUGACUUGUUUGUCAUAUGGUCGGAAGAUAAUGCGGAGAAACUUAUUAUUCGUUGUCGUGUUGUCCGUCCUAAAUCGAUGGAUAUCGAAACUGAAGCAGAGGAAGAUCAUAUGUUGAAAAAAAUUGAGAAUACAAUGCUUGAAAACAUUACAUUACGUGGUGUCGAAAACAUCGAGCGUGUUGUCAUGAUGAAAUAUGACCGAAAAGUCCCAAGCUCUGCCGGUGAGUAUCAAAAAGUUCCUGAAUGGGUUCUGGAAACCGAUGGUGUUAACUUAUCGGAGGUUAUGACCGUGCCAGGAGUUGACUCAACGAGAAUUUACACCAACUCAUUCAUCGAUAUCAUGGAAGUUCUGGGCAUCGAAGCGGGGCGUGCUGCUUUGUAUAAGGAAGUCUACAAUGUUAUUGCAUCUGAUGGUUCUUAUGUCAAUUACCGUCACAUGGCAUUACUGGUGGAUGUGAUGACUACGCAGGGUGGACUGACAUCAGUGACGCGUCAUGGGUUCAAUAGGUCGUCGACUGGUGCUUUAAUGAGAUGUUCUUUCGAAGAAACUGUCGAGAUCUUAUUCGAAGCAGGUGCCUGUGCCGAAAUGGAUGAUUGCCGUGGUGUCUCUGAAAACGUCAUUCUCGGUCAGAUGGCCCCAAUUGGUACUGGUGCCUUUGACGUGAUGAUCGAUGAAGAAUCUCUUGUAAAAUACAUGCCGGAGCAAAAGAUUACCGAACUCGAGGAUGGCCAAGACGGCGGCGCAACUCCUUACAGUAAUGAAAGUGGUCUUGUUAAUGCUGAAAUCGACGUCAAGGAUGAGCUUAUGUUUUCACCACUGGUUGAUUCCGGUGCGUCCGAUGCCAUGGCUGGUGGGUUUACUGCUUAUGGAGGUGCAGAUUACGGGACUGGGUUCGGCGAAGCACCAAGCUCUCCGGGCUUCGGUGGAGUUUCAUCUCCAGGCUUCUCGCCAUCAUCUCCAACGUACUCUCCAACUUCGCCUUCCUAUUCUCCAACAUCACCAUCAUAUUCACCAACGUCACCAAGCUAUAGCCCAACGUCACCAUCAUAUUCACCAACAUCACCAAGCUAUAGCCCAACGUCACCAUCAUAUUCACCAACAUCACCAAGCUAUAGCCCUACCUCUCCAAGCUACAGUCCAACGUCUCCAAGCUACAGUCCAACAUCUCCAAGCUACAGUCCAACAUCUCCAAGCUACAGUCCAACAUCGCCAAGCUAUAGUCCAACGUCGCCAAGCUACAGUCCAACGUCGCCAAGCUACAGUCCAACGUCUCCAAGCUACAGUCCAACGUCGCCAACCUAUAGCCCAACAUCUCCAAGCUAUAGUCCGACGUCACCAAGCUAUAGUCCAACAUCACCGAGCUACAGUCCAACAUCACCGAGCUACAGUCCAACGUCUCCAAGCUAUAGUCCAACGUCACCAAGUUAUUCUCCUACUUCUCCUAACUAUAGUCCUACCUCACCCAGCUAUAGUCCCGGUUCUCCUUCCUAUUCUCCAAAUACUAGCGAAAACCAGGAUAGUAAAAGUCAUGAGGACGCCAAAAAAUAA